This is a messenger RNA of Symbiodinium natans, 1935 nucleotides long. The record is from the annotation of a GenBank genome assembly. Lineage: Eukaryota; Dinophyceae; Suessiales; Symbiodiniaceae.
AUGUCGCCUCCGCUGCCAUGUCUUUCAGUCCCAAAGGCACUGAAUGUACCAGGUUCAAAAGCGUCUUCGCGCAAUCCUUCACUGCGUCCCGGCUCACGCCCCGGCUCACGUGCCGGCUCACGUGCCGGCUCACGUCGGGGCAGCGCUCAGCCCUCCAAAGACAAAGAAGCCAGAGCCUUCGAGGCUGCAUUGCAAGUCUUUCAGAACUUGCCAUGCAGUAUAGAUGACGAUGCCCCGCCGGAGCACGUGAUCAUCCAAGACUUUUUUGAUGACAAUGGUGUUGGAUUUGUGGACACGCCCAACAACUGGGCCCUUCUGGCAGCUCUCGGCCGUCCACUCUCAAGGAGCGAGAGGUCGGACCAGAAGCAUGGCUCCUUGUCGACGCGGCAGCAACUAAUGAACUCCCAGGCAGCCCUGGAGAGUGCAAGAAAUCGGGCGCAUGACCAGAGAAAGGCAAGCUUGCAGACUCAGAAAACCGUCAACAUGAGAGCGGUCGACAUCCAGUCCUUGCGACACUUCCACCUGUUUUUCCUCCCCCUCGGCUACGUUCCCAGUUCGCCAGUCUUCAAGCAUCACUUGAACAUUCCCUACAUCGAGGACAUGAGGGUCGAGGAGCAAACUGAUGCUUCGGAUCUGGAAAACCAAAACCUCACUACGAAAGGUCCCGGGUCUGCCAUGACGAACGAGCAGAGAGCCAUGCUGUUUACCGUCUUCCGGAAGUCCAUCAAGAAGGUGAUAGCCAAGGGAGCGAAGGCAGCACUGAUGAACAGAUGGACGUGGUUUCGAUUCUUGAUUCACUGUGACUUGAUCGGGCCGGAUGAUUCUUGGGAUCACUUCACUGCGGAGCAGAUGAAGGUACCCUGGAUGUUGGCGGGAAAGAUUUUCAAGCUCUUCCAAGAAGCCAACUCGAGCCCACCUGCCCUUUCAUUCGGCAGCUGGGCAAAUGCACUCCAGGCCGUGCUGCGCUCUCGUGGCAUGUAUUCAAAGGGUCCCGAGAUCGUGGAGGCGAUUUUCAAAACGUUUCUGCCUCGUGCGCAAGAGCAGCUGGGAAUCACAGAUGAUGACGCGCGAAAGCAGAUGGCCAGCACAAUGGCAGGUGAGCGGAAGAAGUCCAUGGGAGCAGGCGCCUUUGGCAGCCACUCCGGUCAACGCGCCAUGUCGCGAGCAAUGUCCAGGAACAUGUCACGGAGUGCUUCGCGGGCAUUGAGUUUUUUCAGCGGCGCUGGAUCUACCGUCGGUGAUGAAAUGGAUGACGAGGGCGAGCCUGAAGGUACCAAGCUGCCGUUGAGCUGGCAGAUGAAUUUGGCUGAACAGCAGAUAUGCGAGCCAGAGUGCUUGCAGCUGCUACACGAGUACAAGGCAUUGUUGGAGGCGCUUUUCCAGCAUUACACCAGCGAGACGUCAUUCAGUGAGGAGUCCGAGGUGCUGAUGGAUCAGGAUCGCUUCCAGAGGUUCCUAAGGGACCUGAACUUCCUCCCAGACUUUGUGCAGAUUUUCGCCCUCGCGCGCCACGUGGAGGCCUGCGAGGCGAGGUACGGCCAAGAGUCUUUGAGCUUCAAUGGCUUUGUGGAGAUCCUUUGCCGCUUGUGUUUUUGCCAUUUGAAUAUCUAUGGCAACAACUUACAGCAGCUGGCACCCUCCAAGCACAAGAUGCUGUGGGUGCUUGCCAUGCUGGAAGCCCGACUGCCCCCGGAGCUUGGGGGGCGAACGGACGAAGCCGAAGGCUCCGAUCCUUUCGCAGAUCCCUCACCAAGGGGCCCGGACUCUCUCUGGCAUCGCCGCAAUGAGUCCUUCGACGUCUCCUCCUGCCCGCAGGAGGAUCUUGUCUUCUUCAAAACCAUGGGAGCGACAAAGUCGGAUGGCAAGCUGGGCGGCUUUCAGAGGCUGUUGAGCUACGAUGUGGAGGAUCAGGCUGCUCGCGGCUUUCGACGGUGA